AUGAUUGCAAUCGAUAAUAGUACAAUGAAUUCUCAUCAUGAAGGUGAACAUACGAUUGGUACAAUGAUUUUAUUUUUGUCAUUUGCCGUCUUGGCUGGAUGUAUAUGCAAAUUAAUACUUUCACAAAUAUUGAAAAAUAAAUUUCCUGCUCCAUUUACAGUAAUCGUACUCAUUUUUGGUUUCACUGUUGGUAUGAUUAUAGGUCAUAUUAAUGUGAUGAGUAAUGAUUUUUUACUUGGUGAAAAAGAAUUGAGAGAAAUUAAUCCUCAUCUUAUUUAUUAUAUUUUUCUACCAUUACUCAUAUUCAAUUCUGCUUUUAAUAGUCAUUUUCAUGUUAUUCGACCACAAAUCAUAUCUGCUAUACUUCUAGCUGGUCCUGGUGUGCUCAUUUCUAUUGCUAUUAUUGCAGCAUUUGCCAUCUAUAUAUUUCCAUAUCAUUGGUCUUGGCUAGUUAGUAUCAUGUUUGGAAGUACACCGGAAAGUGAACGCAUUUUGUUACAAGCUCUCGAACAUAUGCGUAGACAAACGAUGAAUCAACUGCAUAAAAUGAAACAGGAAAAACAAUUUUCUGAUGUCGAUUGGAAUAUGCUCAAUGAAUAUUUACCAGAUAGAUUAGUUCAAAAAAUGGAUGAACAACGAAACACUACUAUUCAUCAACAAUUUUCCGUUGUACCAAGUUUAAUUCAUAAUUUAUCGCCACAUACUUAUCGAAAACGUACGAUCACAAAUAUUGAAUUCAAGAAACUUCCAAUUGGCGAUUUUCGAUCCAAUAAUAAAAAACAAAAUAUAAACUUUCGAAAUGAAUUGAUUAUUCGUUUUCUUACAGCAUUAUUGGUUGAUUAUGAAAAGCAAUGGUAUUUGGGAAUGAUUCGUCGACGAACACUUUACAUAUUGAUUAAAUCAAUCGAAAAAGCUAAACAUCAACAUUCUCUAAAACUUCAUUGGAAAUUGAUCGUUGAACAUUUUCGGUUGUCGAAAUGGUUAUAA
Molecule: messenger RNA, 987 nt
Organism: Rotaria sordida
Lineage: Eukaryota; Metazoa; Rotifera; Eurotatoria; Philodinida; Philodinidae
Source: the annotation of a GenBank genome assembly